Molecule: messenger RNA, 1166 nt
Organism: Centropristis striata (black sea bass)
Lineage: Eukaryota; Metazoa; Chordata; Actinopteri; Perciformes; Serranidae
Gene: uox
Product: urate oxidase
Exons: 8
Coding region: 138-1034 (298 amino acids)
Biological process (GO): urate catabolic process; purine nucleobase catabolic process
Cellular component (GO): peroxisome
Molecular function (GO): urate oxidase activity
Source: RefSeq, a predicted model, not a curated record
CAUAUCGCCAAAACAUAGGUGCAAAGGUUGCACCGCCCUCUCUACAAAAUCAAAUGGUCCUCCAUCAGUAGACACACCUUCUACUGGAGGGACAGCCAGAGGACAGACAGACAGCAGGUAAAGGAGAGGAAGAUACCAUGGCAACUGCUUCAGAACAGAAUGUGGAGUUUGUGCGGACAGGCUACGGCAAAAACACAGUGAAGGUGCUGGUGAUCAGGAGAGAGCGUGGCCACCAUUACAUCAUCGAGCUGAAAGCCGACGUGGAGCUCACACUCAAAUCACGCAAAGAUUAUCUAACUGGAGACAACUCUGACAUCAUUCCCACCGACACCAUCAAGAACACCGUCCAUGCCCUGGCCAAAAUCAAGGGGGUAAAAAACAUCGAGCAGUUUUCCAUGGAUAUCUGUCAUCAUUUCCUGACGUCUUUCAACCAUGUGCUGAGGGCCAAAGUUCACAUGGAGGAGGCUCCAUGGAGAAGGUUGGAGAAGAAUGGAGUAGAGCAUGCUCAUGCAUUUAUCUACAGCCCAGAAGCUUGUCGCUUCUGUGAUGUUGAACAUUAUCUCAACGGUAUCCCAGUGGUUCACGGUGGGGUAAAGAACAUGACAGUGCUGAAAACCACCCAGUCUGGUUUUGAGGGUUUCCUUCGAGACCGCUUCACUACUCUGCAAGAGGCCAAGGACAGGUGUUUCUGCACCUCUGUCUAUGCUCGGUGGCUCUACAACAAGACUCAGGAUGUCGACUUUGAUUCUGCAUGGAAGAAGGUGAAGGAGACGAUUAUUGAGAAGUUUGCUGGCCCCUACGAUCGCGGGGAGUAUUCACCCUCUGUGCAGAAAACCCUUUAUGAAUCACAGGUUCUGGUCCUGGACAGAAUUCCUGAGGUUGAAGAAAUAGAGGUGGUCAUGCCCAAUCAGCAUUACUUCACCAUAGACAUGACAAAAAUGGGCCUCAGCAACAAAGAUGAAGUUCUUCUUGCCUUGGAUAACCCUUCAGGAAACAUAACAGGGACAUUGCGCAGGAAACAAGCCAAGCUGUGAAGACACUUCCAGGAAAUGCUGCUGCUGUGAUCUACAUGUCACUCUCGUUAUCAUCAGAAUUACAACUACAACUCAAUAUUUUUUGAAUAUGAUUCGAACAUUUGAUGACAGUUAAAAUAAAAUGAAAUAUCA